Molecule: messenger RNA, 1468 nt
Organism: Esox lucius (northern pike)
Lineage: Eukaryota; Metazoa; Chordata; Actinopteri; Esociformes; Esocidae
Exons: 4
Coding region: 204-626 (140 amino acids)
Molecular function (GO): protein binding
Source: RefSeq, a predicted model, not a curated record
UGUGUGUGUGUGUGUGCAUACAGAGCAAUGAGUGUGUUUUCAUUCCACCUCCUGUGAAGCAUCACCUGAGCACUCCACUGGUCUCUGACUGUUUGGAUCAAUCCCAGUGUACAUGAACUCUCUUCCACAGCGACCUGAGGACAUUAGAGGAAUAAACAUUAUCCCAGCAGACUGUCGCAGGGCAUCAAGGAAUAGUUGUCAAGAUGAUAGUCACCAUGUUAACGGCUAUGUACAUGGUGGUGAGAGUAGCUGAGAAGAUUGGAGUGAGGUUUACGCGCAACGAUCCUCCCUUGCCUUUCCUGGUGUCCCAACCUCUGCCCUGGCAGGUGCACCAUGUGUCCCAAAGAAGGAGGAGCAGCCUAUCAGCCGAGUACGAAGGCCCCAGGAGAAACAGCUUAGGAGUUUACAGAAAGAUAAAUGCGGACCUCUUCCCACAUACAACACUUGCUGUUGCCGCUGCCACUCUGGCUGUUCCCUGUCUCCUGACGUGCAAUCGGAAAGACUCUACCUGCAGCAACGGAUGUGCACCCUCCUGCCUCACCCCCACCCUGCCUGUGGAGAAGGCCGCGGCCACUAUCCAGAACCAGUUCAGAAAGUACCAGCAGAAGAAGAAAGAGGCCAUGUAAAGCCAUACACACACGCCAGAGCUCUGCAAGACAGACAGGCACGCAGACAGACCGGCAGACAUUAACAGACAGCGUUUUUCUUUCAGAUCGAAAAGCAGAGGUCCAAACAAUGAAUCUAAUUUCAUCACUCGUUAUCUAUAACAAAUUUCACGAAAAUAAGGUAGAUUUGCUAGACUUUAUGAAAAACAGGCACACGGGCUACACAGCCUACCAAUAAUCUAACAUGUAUCCUGUGUUAUAUUAAUAUGUAUAAAUAUGCAUGUACAGUAUGUAUGUAUAUCAUACAAUACGUUCUUUGUAUUACUAUGUACAUGUAAAUAUUCGUAAUUGUGAAUAUAAAUGUGACCGGGUAUGAUUGUGAAUGUCAGCGAACUGUCAAUGUGAAAGCAUGCACAUUUUAAUGUUUUCUAUAGACUGUGAUAUAUUUAUUAAUACAAAGAUAAGUGUAUAGUAAACUGAAGACACAAUACCCAACACAUUAAACAGUGUCUGUAUUUGUGUUGUUGCACUGCCCUCUAGUGUCUCAAGUGGGAAAGUCUCUCACAAAAUGUUCACAGAGUCCUAACUGCUACAGGCGUGUACUUAAUCAGUGUUAACAUGAAUAACACUUUGAUGUCAAACAUAAUCAGUUGCAAGUGUUAUUAUUAUUAUACAUUUUUUUAAACAUCAACAGCAGUGAGUCCCUGUGCAGCGCAAGACAUUAAGUAACCUUUUCCCUUGAUCCGGGCCUGAUUUGUAAAUGUUGAAUAGGCACAAAAUAAGGCGUACAACACUUUCUAAGCAAACAGCUCAGGUUGUUUGUGAAUGUUCUGCAAAUAUGUUAAUAAAAAAAUAAAAAUUGA